Molecule: messenger RNA, 2752 nt
Organism: Vigna radiata var. radiata (mung bean)
Lineage: Eukaryota; Viridiplantae; Streptophyta; Magnoliopsida; Fabales; Fabaceae
Product: protein TOC75-3, chloroplastic
Exons: 7
Coding region: 98-2482 (794 amino acids)
Biological process (GO): protein import into chloroplast stroma; chloroplast organization
Cellular component (GO): chloroplast outer membrane
Molecular function (GO): protein-transporting ATPase activity
Source: RefSeq, a predicted model, not a curated record
GAAGAGAAAAGAAAACAUAAAAAACCAAACCCAUCAAAAACCCUUCUUCCUCACUCCAUUUCUCUCUCUUAUCCAAUCUGUCACCUUAAACUCAACAAUGUCGUCCUUCACUGCCUCUAACAACCUCAGCACCGCCAUUCUACCCUCUCGCCGGAGCAAACUAUCUCCAUCUCCUUCCAUCAAAUGCAACCUUUCACCUUCCAAACCUAACGAUUCAAAUCCCUCUGCGCCUGCUCCACCGCUUUUCAAAGCCAUCGCCAUCUCCUCCGCAGCCUCCAUUCUCCUCCACUGCACACCUCUCACCCCCUUCCUCUCUAACCCCCUCGCAGGCGGAGGGAACAGCGGCGGCGGCGGAGCCGGUGGAGAUGGAGGAUGGUUCGGCGGAAAUGGAGGCGGGGGCGGAGAAAACGGAGGGUUCUUGUCUAGAAUGUUCGCUGCUAUUGCGGACGAAUCUCAGUCUCAGGAGUGGGAUUCGCACGGCUUGCCAGCGAACAUCGUUGUCCAGUUGAACAAAAUGAGUGGGUUCAAGAAGUACAAGGUUUCCGAGAUCAUGUUCUUCGAUCGGAACAGGAGAGUGAAAGUGGGCUCCGAGGAUUCGUUCUUCGAGAUGGUUUCGCUGAGGCCUGGUGGGGUUUACACGAAGGCGCAGCUUCAGAAGGAGUUGGAGACUCUCGCAACUUCUGGCAUGUUUGAGAAGGUUGAUUUGGAGGGGAAAACCAACCCUGAUGGGACAAUUGGGGUUACCAUUUCGUUCAGCGAGAGUACGUGGCAGUCUGCGGACGGGUUUCGCUGCAUCAAUGUGGGGCUCAUGCAGCAGACAAAGCCUGUUGAGAUGGAUUCGGAUAUGACUGAUAAGGAGAGGUUGGAGUACUAUUUGAGUCAGGAGAGGGAAUACAAGAGGAGAAUCGACAGGGCGAGGCCGUGUCUCUUGCCGAAGUAUGUGCACGAUGAGAUUCUUGAAAUGCUCAAGAGACAAGGCAUGGUCAGUGCUAGGUUGUUGCAGAGGAUCAGGGACCGAGUGCAAAAAUGGUACCAUGAUGAGGGCUAUGCGUGUGCUCAGGUGGUUAAUUUUGGGAAUCUUAACACCAAGGAAGUUGUUUGUGAGGUUGUUGAAGGGGAUAUCACCAAAUUGGAUAUUCAGUUCCAGGAUAAGCUUGGCAAUGUUGUUGAAGGGAACACUCAAGUGCCAGUGAUACAAAGAGAGCUCCCUCGGCAGCUACGCCCAGGUUUCACUUUCAACAUUGAAGCCGGGAAGCAAGCUUUAAGAAAUGUGAACUCCCUUGCUUUGUUUUCAAAUAUUGAGGUGAAUCCAAGGCCUGAUGAAAAAAAUGAAGGAGGUAUAAUUGUGGAAAUUAAGUUAAAGGAGUUAGAACAGAAGUCGGCUGAAGUCAGUACUGAGUGGAGUAUUGUCCCAGGACGGGGAGGGCAUCCCACCCUGGCUUCACUUCAGCCAGGUGGUACUGUUAGUUUUGAACAUAGGAAUCUGCAAGGGCUGAAUAGAUCUGUUAACGGUUCUAUAACAACUAGCAACUUCUUGAAUCCCCAGGAUGAUCUUGCAUUUAAGCUAGAGUAUGUGCAUCCAUAUUUGGAUGGUGUGUACUAUCCACGUAACCGUACUCUCCGUGUAAGCUGCUUCAAUAGCCGAAAGCUGAGUCCUGUGUUCACUGGGGGACCAGGUGUGGAUGAAGUGCCCCCAAUUUGGGUUGAUCGUACCGGUGUUAAAGCUAAUAUCACAGAGAAUUUCACACGUCAGAGUAAAUUCACCUAUGGACUUGUAAUGGAAGAGAUAACAACACGUGAUGAAAGUAGUCAUAUAUGUUCAAAUGGUCAAAGAGUAUUACCUAGUGGAGGAAUUAGUGCUGAUGGACCUCCAACCACUCUCAGUGGUACUGGCAUUGAUCGCAUGGCAUUUUUACAGGCAAAUAUCACACGCGAUAACACACGUUUUGUGAAUGGAACUGUUGUUGGAGACAGAAAUAUGUUCCAGGUGGAUCAAGGCCUUGGCAUUGGCAGUCAAUUCCCGUUCUUUAAUCGUCACCAGCUAACUGUGACACGAUUCGUCCAGUUGAUGUCCGUGGAAGAAGGGGCUGGUAAACCACCACCACCAGUUCUUGUCCUCCAUGGGCACUAUGGUGGUUGUGUAGGUGAUCUCCCCAGCUAUGAUGCCUUUACUCUCGGGGGUCCCUAUUCUGUUAGGGGAUACAACAUGGGUGAGAUUGGAGCGGCUAGAAACAUCCUCGAGCUUGCAGCUGAGUUACGGAUACCUGUUAAAAGUACGCAUGUGUAUGCAUUUGCAGAACACGGCAACGACCUAGGGAGUUCAAAGGGUGUGAAAGGGAAUCCUACAGAAGUUUACAGGCGACUUGGUCAUGGGUCGUCUUAUGGUCUUGGUGUCAAACUUGGUCUAGUCAGAGCAGAAUAUGCCGUUGAUCACAACUCAGGAACUGGUGCAUUAUUUUUCCGUUUUGGAGAGAGGUUCUGAGGUGCAAAUUAGUGACAUUAGUAUAUUGCACAGUCGGCUUUCUUCUUUUGGUUAGUGGGGUUUCGAGGUUAUAGAUACUCAGAAGUUACGUGUACCAGACCAGUAGACUCGCUGUUUUUGUUUGUUUCUCAUAAAAUUGGUAGAGGGUUCUGCGUAAUUAUUACCAUUGUCAUGAAUUGGAUUUUAUUUUUGCGGCUAGUCAUCAAUGCACAGUCCGUGAGAAAAAAAUGGAUCCUAAUAUUCUCUUAAAUAAAUUUUAUUUCUGUUAAA